Molecule: messenger RNA, 1314 nt
Organism: Closterium sp. NIES-65
Lineage: Eukaryota; Viridiplantae; Streptophyta; Zygnematophyceae; Desmidiales; Closteriaceae
Source: the annotation of a GenBank genome assembly
AUGCCGUACCUCUUCCCUGACCUCGCCGCUUUUCCCACAGUCGCUGACCUCAUUAGGCACCUUCGCACUAGUGACAUUCGCUACCGCGCUGCGCUUCCUGCUGAGUUCUGCGCCAAGAACCCCCCCCCCAUGUACAUCACCCUCUACUACAUAGUCACCCAGCUCCUUGACACCCUUCGCUCGGUCAGGGACCACUUCCUCUCUGUUUUCCCCACAACCCUCACCAUUGACCUCCUCGAGGAGCGCCUCCUAGCAGCAGAAAAGAGUAUAGUCGCUGUAGGAGCCUCUCGUGGUGACCCUCGUACCCCUGUCUUUGAGGGGUGCUCCCCCUCCCCCCUCUUGCCCUCUGUUGCCUCUUCUGCUGCGGGUGACCUCGUUGGUCUUGAGUCGGUCGGCGCGGCGUCUGCCCCUAGCGGGAAACGCCGCUCAAGCAAGGGCAAGGGGGGCAAGGGCGUUGGAGGAGCUGGCGCGGGCGGUGGAGGCGGCAGUGGAGGCGGCAGAGGGGGUGGGGGUGGCGGUGGGAGUGGUGGCGGGAGUGGGGGCACUAGUGGCGGCAGUGGAGGCGGAGGAGGCGGCGGCGGUGGCGUUGCGAGCGGAGGUGGUGGAGGUGGAGGCGGUGGUGGAGGUAGCGGGGGCGUAGGUGGAGCUGGUCGAGGCGGCUCUUCGCAGAGGGUCGGCUCCGGUGGUGGUCAACGCCAGCAGCAGCAGCAGGAGCGCACUCGUAAAACCCUUCCCCCCAGCAGCUUCGUGAGUGGUACACUGCUCGUCAGCGGGGUUGGGGUGCUGGCCCCUGUACUUACUGAUAAGGGUGACUAUUACCGGUGUUUUCCGCCUGACCCGGGCAUUGAGGCUGCUGCUCUAGGUGCUGGUGAGGCUGCUGCUCUAGGUGCUAGUGAGCCUGCUCCCCCAGGUGCUGGUGAGUCUGCGCUCUCAGGUACCGCGUCGGCUCCGGCCACCCACACCUUCACCUUUGACUCGGGUGCUUCCCGCUCCUUCUUUCGAGACCGCACCACACUUACGCCGCUUAGUCGGCCAGUGGCAGUCCCCCUGGCAGACUUCUCUGGGGGUCCUGUCCUUGCCCACUUCUCCACUGUUCUACCGUGUCCGGCGAACCCUUCUGGCACCCUGUCGGGUCUUUACCUCCCCUCGUUCUCUACGAACUUGGUGAGUGGUGCUGACCUCCAGGAUGGAGGGGCUCACCACUUCACUCCUGCGAGUCAGCGAGUGACCCACUGUACCUGUGCUCGGACGGGCCGUCACUUGGCCACGUUUACCCGUCAGCCGGGGUCGAGCCUGUACACACUGACUACUUAG